CUCGCUCGCACCCGCUGGGAACGCGCAGCGUGUAACUAAGAGGACCAAAUGAACACGUGGUUCCCCUAAUGAUGCGACGACCGGCGACGCCCGAUAGCAGACGCGGCGCCAUUUUGUAUUCAGUGACGCGUUUGCUUCGACGCGGAUUGACGCUUGUUUCGUUACGCGUUCCUCGUAAAAAUGGUAAGUGUUGAAACGGAGGAAUGGACUGAAGAUCAAUGUGUGCAAUUAAUAAGGGAAUUCAGAGCCAGACUUGAACUAUGGGAUCCGCAGAAUCCGUUUUAUUUUAAAAAGAAAAGAAAGAAUGCAGCUUGGGUCGAAAUCGGUGAGGUAAUGAACAGGCCCCCGUUGAAAUGUAAGCACAAAAUGGGUGUAUUGAUGUCUUCGUUAAGAAGAGAAAAGGCAAGGAUGAUGCACAGUAUACAAGCUGGAGACCCAUCGCAGUUUUACACAAGCAAUUGGUUUGGAUUUAAUGAAAUGAGAUUCUUGAUAGACAAAGGUGACAGAAAGCGGAGGAUUACGAGUGACAACACUGGAACCAGCAAAAAUAAAACUAACUCGAUCUUCAAGGAACAACUGGCAAAAUUAUGCCGCGUGCAGGCGCCGGCGAACGUUACACCUUCACCACCAGUGACCACAACAAUGACAGAGAAUGAAGAGGAAGUCAAAGCAUUUACUAAUUUCAUUGCAAGUAAAAUGAAAAAAUACUCAGAAACCACGAAAAACGCCGUACAACAAGCUAUUUCUGCAAUCAUUUUUAAAGCUGAUAUAGGUCACUUCGAUAAGGCGAAAUGUGACAGCCCAUCUACGUCACAAAGUCCCCACCCUUCUGGUAGUGGACUGGUGCUUUCAAACGACGAUAUUUUUGAGACUUCUAUUGUUAAAGAAGAAAAUGAUUACCUAAGUGGAGUAGAAUCGGAAAGUGAACAAGAGUAAAGAAAACAUUGUUGUAACUAGUGUUAAGUAAAAAUAAUAAAAAUUAAGAAUACUGUUGACAAGAGACAUAACUUUGAAUUAAAGAUUUCAGUAGUACCA
Messenger RNA from Pectinophora gossypiella (pink bollworm), 1035 nucleotides. RefSeq lists its product as uncharacterized. The coding region runs from base 181 to 936 and encodes 251 amino acids. The transcript is spliced from 3 exons. NCBI's taxonomy places the organism in Eukaryota, Metazoa, Arthropoda, Insecta, Lepidoptera, Gelechiidae. The record is from RefSeq and is a predicted model, not a curated record.